GUAAAACUGGUUUAUAAAUUUCAACCAAUGAGCGAAUUCCUUACAAACGAAAUAUCGUCUGUUUAUGGUAUACUUUGUCUGCUGUAUGAAUCACAUAAACGGUUGUUUUAAAUACAAAAUUGCGUUAAGGCCGAGUAUCAAGCGUCCGUGGGUGUAAACUAUUAACAGGGAUUGUCAAACAUUUACAUAUGUGAGACCAGCCUCUGAGCUCGGAGACUGCAAUGACGACUGAAGAAGACAGAAAGCUUGCAGAGAAACUGAAACAGUUCGAAAUGAAAGACGAAAGUGCAAACACCGAGCGACAUUUGGUUCCGUUCGAGCCCGCCGACCAGCGAAAGCGGAACCUGGUUCUAGACGAGGAGAGAUUCGAAGACACGUUCCUAAAGUGUUUAAUCUGUCGGGAGAAUUACGACGACGACGAGAAGGUUCCCAAGAUGCUCCCGUGCCACCACACCUUUUGCUUAGACUGCCUCAACCAGAUGUUUCGGGUCGAAGGGGAGUUUCGACAGACGCUGACGUCCGCCUUUCGCGCUAUGCCCGUAGCCGUCAAAAUCAGCUGCCCCACCUGUCGAGAAGGCAUCAUCGCAUCAGCUCUGGAGAUUAAGAAAUUACCAAAUGAUCACACGGUGCUGGAACUUGUGGCAUUCAUUAAGCAAAUCGGCAAAGCCAAAGUUGCGUAUUGUUCCAAGCAUCAACUUCAGCCGCUGAACUUUUUCUGCGAGCCGUGUAUGCAGCCGGUGUGCUGUGAUUGUACGGUUCUAGACCACAAGGAAUCCACGGGCCAUGAAGUGAUUAAUGUUGACGAAGCAAUGAAAAAAUAUUCACCCGCUAUAGAUAAGACACUUGGCGAAAUUGACAGUGAAAAGAAAUCGCUCGAAGAAAAACGCCACGCGCUCGAGAAAGCUUUUGACAAUGUUGAGCAAAUACAGCGCGAGCUUGCCGUUCAAAUUCGACAGACCUUUGAUAGAAUUCGGGACUCAGUGGACGAACGCGAACGGGAGCUUUUCGAUUUAUCCGAAAGAGAAAUAGACCGAAAGAGAACAAUGUUGCGGGACUGCAUGAAACUGGUGACGACACGAGAGAACGAACUGAAGCAACAGUCGGCAAAGCUAACGCAGACGAAAGACCACAAGGACUUAGUGAACAUGUUCGACUUCAAUAAGGCGGCCCGGGAUUGCCUUCAAUCCAAACCGGAUAUACCGGUCUCCAAGUCUUCCGAAGACUUCGCCGUGAGCUUUCAGUUUAACAGCCGCCAAGAGAACGGGAUUAGAUCAACUAUAGCAAAUUUUGGCGAUGUCACUUUUAAGUUCGAUUAAUGAACUUAGUUGUUUAGCGUUUUCAAUAUGGUAAAACACUAUGUGUUCAUGCAUUCAGCAGUAAUUGGCUGUAUAGGAGCAUUGAGAUUAUAAUUUUGUAUUUUGCUACACUAAGCUGUAAUAUGUAUACAAUGCACUUGCAUGGCUUCCGUUGUUUAAAGGCUCUAUAAAGGUGACAAAUCCAAUUAUUAUGCAUAUAAAGUAGUCUAAUUUUUACCGGAUUUCAGUUAUUCUUGCAUAAAAAAAUGCUAAUUACACAGCUAAGGUGCAACAUUAUCAAGAAUUAUGGAAGAAAUACCGUUUCAUAAUUGGAAGAAAUGUUUACAACUUUGCAACUAACGUGGUGUGUAGCCUCAAAGCGGUGACGUAUGCUAAAAUAGAAACCUCAAUUUUAAUUAUAUUUUAAACAACUUUUUACCAGCAGAAAGUAACUGAUUAGAUCACUACAAACGUUUUAACCAUUUAGAAGAGACCUACUUUGUGAAUAAUACCGGAAAACGUUGAAAAUCAACGAUAUAUUUUUGGUGACCUGAGUCACUUUCACUUUCACUUUCCCGAGUAAACAGCGGUGUAAAUAAACUGAUUGUAAACACAAUUGACUUGGAGGACACUGUAUUUUGAGCUCAAAACAAGUUAUAUUGCUCAUUUUUUAUGGUGAUGCCCAAAUAGCAUAUAUAUAUUGUUUUUUUAAUAACCUUUAUAAAUAAAAUAUAAAAAAAAUAUUUAAAAAUCGGUUAAUAAUUACGGAUCGUCACCUUUAUAGGGCCUUUAAUCAUUCGUUAAUGUAUUGCGUAUGACUGUUAUAUUAUACCAAAUUAUGUUGCAUGUCACGAAAUAUUACGUUAUAUUAAAUAAUACCAUUUACACACCAAAUCCUUC
Dreissena polymorpha is the source of this 2195-nucleotide messenger RNA. RefSeq names its product tripartite motif-containing protein 59-like. Gene Ontology annotation, cellular component: nucleoplasm; chromatin. Lineage: Eukaryota; Metazoa; Mollusca; Bivalvia; Myida; Dreissenidae. Gene Ontology annotation, molecular function: ubiquitin-protein transferase activity; zinc ion binding. Gene Ontology annotation, biological process: positive regulation of DNA-templated transcription. The record is from RefSeq and is a predicted model, not a curated record. The transcript is spliced from 3 exons. The coding region runs from base 222 to 1316 and encodes 364 amino acids.